UUUGAAAACUUCAUGAAUGACACUCAUAAAUAUUCAGUUUAAACUUGCAUAUGCUGUGAUGUUGAGGAGAAUUCCCCAUUAUUUCGCAUCAAUUUCUCAAUACCCUACAUAGCCCUAAGAAAUUCCUUCAUUUCGGUAAACCUAGCCCCUCCUGGCAACAUUAUGGGCCGCCAAGAAGGCCGCGAACGCAGCAGCGGUCCCCUAUCUAACCACGUUGCUUUCACGACAGCUGGCGAACAACCGCGACGGACUAGUUUCGAUCGAAGCGGACAGAUGUGCAGAGCCUGCUUCCCCGUAUUUUCUUCAUCUCUACCGAAAACCUAACAGUCGAAGUAAUGGCCGACGAUACCGAAAGGUUGAUAAAUCUAGUUAAGGAGCGCGUUCUCCUGUACGAUCCUCGUCAUACAGCCUACAAGAAUGUAUCGAAAAAAACAGAAGCAUGGGAAGAAAUAGCACACGAACUAUGUCAAAACUCAGAAACUGUGAAGGUCAAAUGGAAGAACCUGAGGGACUCUUACGUGAAGUAUCUCAAAUAUUUGAGGGGAGAUUCUGGUUCCAAGAAGAAAUUCAGAAAUUGGCCUUGGGCCUCACAUAUGGAGUUCCUCCAAGAGUCCCUGUAUUUGAAGACAGCUCAGUGGCAAGAACUGCACUUCUUCGAAGAAGUAAUUACGGAAGGGAACUACGAGGCAGAAGUAUACGCUUCGGAUGAUUCCCAAAUGCCCCUCCCACGUAAAAAAUUAAAGACACAAAGGGACAGUAGCAGUGUAGAAAAUUUGAUUGGAAAUUACCCAAACGAAACUGAAAACAUCCACAAGAACCUCGACCGUAACGACCUACUGUUCUUGGGUUAUGCAGGGACAUUCAAAAAAUUAUCACCUCAAAAACAAACUGUGAUCAAAAUGAAGAUGGCGCUCCUGUUCGGUCAGGCAGAACUCGACGAAUUAGGUCUACAGAUAUCACCUUCCUCCUUUUUGUUUAGCUUAAACUGUCCUUCCUGUAAACGUGAUUCGCUGGAUAUCAAGAAUGCCAGCGAGGAAAUGAAUCGUGAUAGUGCAGAUCAAUCAAAUAGUGAAUCUCCUGUACAACAGACAUCUUCGAAUUGGUUUGAUGAAGUCAAAGAGGAGAUAUGA
Coccinella septempunctata (seven-spotted ladybird) is the source of this 1130-nucleotide messenger RNA. RefSeq lists its product as uncharacterized. The transcript has 2 exons. Gene Ontology annotation, biological process: regulation of transcription by RNA polymerase II. Gene Ontology annotation, cellular component: transcription regulator complex; nucleus. Lineage: Eukaryota; Metazoa; Arthropoda; Insecta; Coleoptera; Coccinellidae. The record is from RefSeq and is a predicted model, not a curated record. Bases 336 to 1130 code for a protein of 264 amino acids.